This is a messenger RNA of Neofelis nebulosa (Clouded leopard), 3192 nucleotides long. RefSeq names its product TNNI3 interacting kinase (gene TNNI3K). Gene Ontology annotation, biological process: protein phosphorylation; regulation of transcription by RNA polymerase II. The record is from RefSeq and is a predicted model, not a curated record. Gene Ontology annotation, cellular component: nucleus. The coding region runs from base 108 to 2114 and encodes 668 amino acids. The transcript has 20 exons. NCBI's taxonomy places the organism in Eukaryota, Metazoa, Chordata, Mammalia, Carnivora, Felidae. Gene Ontology annotation, molecular function: ATP binding; RNA polymerase II-specific DNA-binding transcription factor binding; protein kinase activity.
UUUAGCCAGACUAUCAAAGUAUUUUUCAACUGGACUGUCACUGCACUUGAACUUGGAAUCUUGUAACCUGAGGAACUGCACUGGAGACAAGAAGACACCUCUAACAAAUGGGAAAUUAUAAAUCUAGACCAACCCAAACUUGCACUGAUGAAUGGAAGAAGAAAGUCAGUGAAUCUUAUGUUAUUAUAAUAGAAAGAUUAGAAGAUGACCUUCAAGUCGAAGAAAAAGAACUUGCAGAACUAAGGCACAUAUUUAGCUCCGAUGAUGCCUUCAGUAAAGUCAACUUAAAUUACCGCACAGAAAAUGGGCUGUCUCUACUUCAUUUAUGCUGCAUUUGUGGAGGCAACAAGUCACAUAUUAGAACCCUUAUGUUAAAAGGGCUUCGUCCAUCUCGACUGACAAGAAAUGGAUUUACAGCCUUGCACUUGGCAGUUUACAAGGACAGUGCAGAAUUGAUCACUUCCCUGCUUCACAGUGGAGCUGACAUACAGCAGGUUGGGUAUGGUGGCCUCACUGCCCUACAUAUUGCUACAAUUGCUGGUCACCUGGAGGUUGCUGAUGUCCUGCUGCAACAUGGAGCAAAUGUCAAUGUUCAAGAUGCAGUUUUUUUCACUCCAUUGCACAUUGCAGCAUACUAUGGACAUGAACAGGUAACCCGCCUUCUUUUGAAAUUUGGCGCUGAUGUAAAUGUAAGUGGUGAAGUUGGAGAUAGGCCCCUCCACCUUGCAUCUGCAAAAGGAUUCUUUAAUAUUGCAAAACUCUUGAUGGAAGAAGGCAGCAAAGCAGAUGUGAAUGCUCAGGACAAUGAAGACCAUGUCCCACUGCAUUUCUGUUCUCGUUUUGGACACCACGACAUAGUGAAGUACCUGCUCCAGAGCGAUAUUGAAGUUCAGCCGCACGUUGUUAAUAUCUAUGGUGAUACCCCUUUGCACCUGGCAUGCUACAAUGGCAAAUUUGAAGUCGCCAAGGAAAUCAUCCAAAUAUCGGGGAUAGAAAGUCUGACUAAAGAAAACAUCUUCAGUGAAACACCUUUUCACAGUGCUUGUACCUAUGGUAAGAGCAUUGACCUGGUUAAAUUUCUUCUUGACCAGAAUGUUAUAAGCAUCAACCACCAAGGAAGAGAUGGGCACACAGGAUUGCACUCUGCUUGCUACCAUGGUCACAUUCGCCUGGUUCAGUUCUUACUGGACAAUGGAGCUGAUAUGAAUCUGGUAGCUUGUGAUCCCAGCAGGUCUAGUGGUGAAAAAGAUGAACAGACCUGUUUGAUGUGGGCUUAUGAAAAAGGACAUGAUCCGAUUGUCACACUCCUGAAGCAUUAUAAGAGACCGCAGGAUGAAUUGCCCUGUAAUGAAUAUUCUCAGCCUGGAGGAGAUGGCUCCUAUGUGUCUCUUCCAUCUCCCUUGGGGAAGAUUAAAAGCAUGACAAAAGAGAAGGCAGAUGUCCUCCUUCUAAGGGCUGGAUUACCCUCACAUUUCCAUCUUCAACUCUCAGAAAUUGAGUUCCAUGAGAUUAUCGGCUCAGGUUCUUUUGGGAAAGUAUAUAAAGGACGGUGCAGAAAUAAAAUAGUGGCUAUAAAACGUUACCGAGCCAACACCUACUGCUCCAAAUCAGACGUGGAUAUGUUUUGCCGAGAGGUGUCCAUUCUCUGCCGGCUCAAUCAUCCAUGUGUAAUUCAGUUUGUGGGUGCUUGCUUGAAUGAUCCCAGCCAGUUCGCCAUUGUCACCCAGUACAUAUCAGGGGGUUCUCUAUUCUCCCUCCUUCAUGAACAGAAGAGGAUUCUUGAUUUGCAGUCUAAAUUAAUUAUUGCAGUAGAUGUUGCCAAAGGUAUGGAGUACCUUCACAACCUGACACAGCCAAUUAUACACCGUGACUUAAACAGUCACAAUAUUCUUCUCUGUGAGGACGGGCAUGCAGUGGUGGCAGAUUUUGGAGAAUCAAGAUUUCUACAGUCUCUGGAUGAAGAAAACAUGACAAAACAACCUGGGAUACCCAGUACCCACAGGCCAAAAUCCAAAUUCAUUGCCUGGAAGCCUCCUGCCCUGCCAAAUCUGGCCCAGGGCCCCUCUGUGACCUCUUCUCCCACAGUAAGUUCUCUCAAGUCCCCCACACCCUAAUACACAAGCCUCCUGCUCAUUCCCCCAAAAAGACCAUUCACAUUCAUAUCCCUGUGUCUCUGCUAGUGUGGCUCUCUCUGCCUGGACAGUCCUUCACUCCACCUCACCUAGAAAGGGCUUGCAAGGCCUAGGAAAUUUUAUCCAUUGUAAGUGCCUUCCCUUCCAUAACAUCCCCCCCACACACACACACACACACACCUGCUGCCUCCUCCCCGUGCAUUUUUCUGUCUGUGCUUUUGUAGCAUUUUGUACUGCUAAUUCGUACCCUUACUCAUUCAGUCAACAAACAUUUAUUGAGGGCCUACCAUGUGUCAGACAUUGUGCAAGGGACCAGGAAUGCAAAAUGUGAAGAAAAUCUUGAUGUCAAGAGCUCAUUUUCUAUGGGGAAAACACAGUAAUAAGCAGAUAGAUUUAAAGCAGUAUGGAAGUCCUGUGAUAAAUAAGGUGUGACAGAGCAUCUUGGGAUGAAUGGGAGUAAAUUAGGUGCAGGGAGAACAGAAAAGAGUGCCAGGUAGAAUGAACAACAGCAUGAGCAAAGACGUAGGGAAGGAUGAGAAAUAUCAGACUUCCUGGGGGAACUUCAAAGAGCUUGUCAUUGUUGGCAUGCUCUGGGUGAGGAAGAGAAAGUGAAAGAUGAGUUAGAGAGGAAGGCAGGAAAUACAUCAUGGACCAUGUUGUAAGUGAGAUUAGGCAUGUCUGGUUUCCCCAGUUAGAUUUCAUUCAUUCAUCCAACAAAUAUUUAUGGACUACUUACUAAAUGCCAGACAUCCUUCUAGGAACUGGGAAUAUUGCAGUGAACAAAUUAAUUUUCUUAUUCCCAUGGAUCUAAUAUUCUACUAGAAGGAGAUAGACACUGAACAAAUCAACAAAAUAUGUAUCAGGUUGUGAUAAGUGUUACAGAGUAAAAACAAAGCAAGUAUGUGAAUGGAGAAUGGGGGUAUCACUUAGAUAGGGUAAGAGGGAAAGAUAACAUUUGAUGAGAGGCCUGACCAGGAGUCAUCCAUGUAAGGGGAAGAGCAAUGUAGGCAGAGGGAACAGUCAGUGCAAAGGCCCUGACACAGGAAAAUUCUUUGUGUGU